Molecule: messenger RNA, 2655 nt
Organism: Talaromyces proteolyticus
Lineage: Eukaryota; Fungi; Ascomycota; Eurotiomycetes; Eurotiales; Trichocomaceae
Product: putative peptidase, M28 family
Exons: 3
Coding region: 129-2444 (771 amino acids)
Molecular function (GO): carboxypeptidase activity
Source: RefSeq, a predicted model, not a curated record
CUCUUAUCUCACGACUCAUUCUCAAAUUAAUAAUUGUCUCCUCUGUAAACUCCUUCUGAUGCUGCUCUAGGUCACUCCGCUUCCCGGGAGUCAAGCAGCGCAGCAUCUUUCCUCCUCAGCCCUACGCUAUGAAGGAAAAAGCGAUUCACGACAUGCCUAUCUCGGAGACAACUCCGCUCCUGGUAGUUCAGACGGCUCCCAGGCGUCAUCGUUAUCCGCAUCAUGCCUUGCGCCGCUCGUGCACCGUAGUCCUAGGGCUCGUCCUCUUUGUGGCUGUUAUUUUGUUUAUUGCGCCGACCGGACUGGGCUCGUCUUGGUCCUACAUGCCAUGGGCUCAUCCCUACCCGCAGUCGUGGCCACACGGACACGGACUUGGUUAUAAAGACCUGCAAGCGGUUCUCCAAGAGACACCGACAGCCGAGAAAAUCGAGGAAUGGAGCAGAUAUUAUACUGCUGGCCCGCACUUGGCCGGCCGCAAUUUCUCUCAGGUACUCUGGACACAAGAGAAAUGGAAGGAAUUUGGCGUGGAGGAUACGACUAUUGCGUCGUACGACGUCUACAUUAACUACCCACAGGACCAUCGACUGGCCCUUCUGAAACAGACUGCCGAUAACUACGAAAUAACUUUUGAGGCUACUUUGGAGGAAGACGUCUUGGACGAGGAUUCUACGAGCGGUCUGCCGGAUCGCGUUCCUACUUUCCAUGGUUACUCGGCCAGCGGAAAUGUCACGGCUCCGUACGUCUAUGCAAACUUUGGCACCUACCAGGAUUUUGCGGACUUGGAAGAGGCAGGAAUUUCUGUCAAGGGCAAGAUAGUCCUUGUCAAGUAUGGAUUUAUCUUCCGUGGCUUGAAAGUGAAGCGCGCGCAAGAUCUGGGUGCCGUGGGUGUGAUUAUUUAUUCUGAUCCCCAGGAGGAUGGCGAGGUUACCGAGUUGAAUGGCUACAAAGCAUAUCCUAAUGGACCUGCCCGAAACCCUACCGCAGUUCAAAGGGGGAGUGUCCAAUUUCUAAGCAUUGCCCCUGGUGACCCAACAACUCCAGGUUACGCCUCUAAACCCGGAGUUGAUCGACAAGACCCCCAGGGUUCCAUCCCAUCCAUCCCGUCUCUUCCCAUAUCCUACACGGAGGCCCUUCCGCUUCUCAAAGCUCUCAAUGGACAUGGUCCAAAAGCAGCUGAUUUCAACGAGGGUUGGCAAGGUGGUGGCUUGGUACAUAAAGGCGUGAAAUAUCACAUUGGGCCAACACCUGAUGAUGUUGUAGUGAACCUCUAUAAUAAGCAGGAAUACGUGACGACUCCUUUAUGGAACGUUAUCGGUGUGAUUAAAGGCAGCCUUUCGGAUGAAGUAGUUAUUCUGGGCAAUCACCGCGAUGCAUGGAUCGCUGGGGGCGCCGGCGACCCGAACAGUGGCUCGGCGGCUCUCAAUGAAGUCGUGCGGAGCUUCGGUGAUGCUCUGAAGGCGGGUUGGAAGCCGCUCCGAACGAUUGUCUUUGCUAGUUGGGAUGGCGAAGAAUACGGAUUGGUCGGGUCUACAGAAUGGGUGGAGGAGAAACUGCCGUGGCUUUCGAAGACUAAUGUGGUAUACCUCAAUGUCGAUGUUGCGGCAAGUGGUCCCCAUUUCGAUGUCAGUGCCAGUCCUCUCCUCAAUAAGGCAAUCUACGAGGUCACCGGUCUUGUGCAGUCUCCAAACCAGACUGUCAAAGGCCAGACAGUUCGGGAUGCCUGGAAUGGUUAUAUCGCUACCAUGGGAAGCGGCAGUGAUUUCACUGCAUUCCAGGACUAUGCCGGUGUUGCCAGCGUGUCUAUUGGAUUUGCCCGCGGUCCCGGUGAUCCAGUUUACCACUACCAUUCCAACUACGAUAGCUUUGACUGGAUGAAACGCUUCGGUGAUCCGGGCUGGAAAUACCAUGUCACCACGGCGAGACUAUUCUCCUUGCUAGCAGCUUACUAUUCCGAGAAACCAGUACUAGGCUUGAACGCCACUGACUACGCCAUCGGUCUUCGGGAGUACCUCGACCAUAUCAAGCCACACGCGCAUAGUCUGCCUAAAAACACCCAUUUUAGCUUCGGCCCACUCGAAAAGUCCAUUGCCGAGCUGCACGAUGUAGCGAUUUCAUUCGACGCUUACGCCGCUGAGCUGGUUUCACACCUCCAUGACGAUGUACCAUGGUAUCACUGGUGGAAGAAAGUCCAGCUGUUCUUCCAAAUCCGCAGCGUCAACGAGAAAUACAAGACCAUCGAACGAAAGUUCUUGUAUGAGGAUGGUCUGGAUGGCCGGAGCUGGUAUAAGCACGUAGUGUUCGCUCCGGGGCUUUGGACCGGGUAUGCUGGUGCUACGUAUCCUGGACUUGUAGAGAGUUUUGAUGCGGGGAAUGUGACGAAUGCAGUGAGAUGGAGCGGUAUCAUUCAAGAGCGAAUCAGUCAGGUAGUUGAUCUACUCAAGUAGCGGGUGGGCUGUGAAUGGGUGCAGUUUAAAAGUCAGCACAUGCAAGUUUGUGAGGUUGAUUGAGUUGGUAUCAGAACAUAGCCAAAAUCUCUUGUCUAGUCUCUAGUAUGGUAUAAAUAUGAACAUGAGGAAUAUUUAUAUACGAGAACAGCUAUGCAAUCAUUACAUCAAUAUAGAAUAUUCAACAAUACUCAAUUGAUCCUAGUUGUAA